Molecule: messenger RNA, 652 nt
Organism: Ipomoea nil (Japanese morning glory)
Lineage: Eukaryota; Viridiplantae; Streptophyta; Magnoliopsida; Solanales; Convolvulaceae
Product: auxin-responsive protein SAUR21-like
Exons: 1
Coding region: 63-353 (96 amino acids)
Biological process (GO): response to auxin
Source: RefSeq, a predicted model, not a curated record
UUGAACAACGUACGUAACGUAAGUGAAGUGCACAAGUAAUUAACAAACAUUGUAAGCGCGAAAUGGCGAUUCGUUUGUUUUCCAUUUUGGGAAAUGCAAGGCAGUUUCAGAAGCUGCAGUCGGGUGCAAGAAACGGCCAUUGUUCGGAUGUUCCGAAAGGGCAUUUGGCGGUUUACGUUGGAGAGCUGGAGAAGAGGAGAUAUGUGGUUCCAAUAGCGUACCUUAAUCAUCCUCGUUUCCAGAUGUUGUUAAAGACAGCUGAGGAAGAGUUUGGGUUUGAUCAUCCCACCGGCGGCCUCACCUUGCCCUGCAAUGAGGAUGCUUUCCUUCAUCUCAUCUCACUUCUCAGCUAAUCUUCAACUCUUCUCAUCUCAUCUUCAUCCUCCAAGUACUAUACAUCAUUUUAGAAUCUAUAAUUAGCUUAUAUAUUCAACUGAAGAUCAUCCUUUUCUAUUUGAUCUUCUUUUCUUUUCAUUAUCUCUUCAUUCGUUCUUUAUCGAGUUGUAACAUUCACACACCAAUAUAAAAUGUAUACUGCAUACAAAUUUUUAGCUUAAAUGUAUACUUUGGAGUCUAGCUAAAUCAACACACGCAAAUUGUAACUAACCAAAAGAUUUGAAACAGUUAGAUCGAUUAGCUUAGUUUGUUUUGU